AUGAUAAAACUACGUGUACUUCCUCUGUUGCAACCUCAGAGAUUGUUUGCUGCACUGAUGAUUUACAAUAGAGGUAAAUCAUCUACAACAACGACCACAGGUCAGUCGAUGAAUCUACCACGUCGUUCAACCUUUGAAUCGAAACCAAUACAAAAUAAUCAAGUUAGAAAUUAUACAUCAUCAACCACAUCAACUAGUAACAACAAUAGUAAUAGAGUUUUCAAAGAUAAUUAUUUGGAUGAUUCAUUUUGGAAUUUCUCAUCGCAAGGUCCCGCUUUCGCUGUGGAUCCAGCGAACAUCGAGUUCAUUCGUGAACCCGAUGAUUUCUAUAAUCACUUGAUCGAGGGUGUCAAGAGAGCUACCAAACGUAUCACUUUCGCAUCGCUCUACUUGGGAACUGGCAAACAGGAGAAGCAGUUGGUCAGCGAGAUGAUCGCUGCCUGCGAGCGCAAUCCAGAGUUGAAAAUCCAUAUUUUGUUGGACGGUUUGCGUGGCACUCGUGAAUCGCCAGGUGAAACACCGGCCAGCGCCAAGGUCAGUUCCGCCACUAUGUUGCAGCCGUUGUACGACCAAUUCCCAGAGCGUGUCACCAUCAGUCUCUAUCAUACACCAGACUUGAACGGUCUACUCAAAAAGAUGUUGCCACCGCGUGUCAAUGAGACAAUCGGUGUCAAUCACUUGAAAACCUACGUGUUCGACAACGAUUUGAUGAUGAGCGGUGCCAACCUCUCGAAAGACUACUUCACCAAUCGUCAGGACCGUUACGUGUGGAUCUACAGAACAGAAUCGAUCGCCACUUUCUUUGAUCGUGUAGUCGCCACCGUUGGAACUAUCUCCUAUCAUCUCGGUAGCAAAGGCGCCGUCCAACUCGCCAGCGGUUCACUCGACCCAGUAGCGCAAUCCGCCGACUUCAAGUUGUUGGCCGAGAAGCGACUAGCCGCACUCAUCCAACCAAACACAUUCUAUCUUCCAAACAACUCGAAACAAUCACUGUCAUCGCCAUUCGACGCACCCACCAAAUCAACUUGGAUCUUCCCAACAAUCCAGAUGGGACCAUUCAAUAUCCGUCACGACGAAGUACUGACUUCUUAUAUUUUCGAAAAUGUUCCUGCCGACUCGAAAUUCUAUAUCACUUCACCCUAUUUCAAUCUCACCAAGAACUAUCUGAAUUUGAUUCUCAGCGGAAAACCACAACUCGAUAUCAUCACUUGCUCGCCGGAAGCCAACGGAUUCUUUGGUGCCAAGGGACUGUCGAGUGCCGUACCCGAUUGUUACGCCAUCAUCGAGCGACGUUUCCUCGAGCGUGUCGUCGAUAGCGGUAACGAGGAGCGUAUCAAAGUCGAUGAGUACAUUCGUAGUAAGUGGACGUAUCACGCCAAGGGACUGUGGAUCACCGCACAACAACAAUCACUGCCUAGCGUAACACUGAUUGGAAGUCCAAACUUUGGUUCGAGAAGUGUCGAGAAAGAUCUCGAAGCUCAAAUGAUUAUUUUAACUCAAGACAAAUCGCUACAACAAAAGAUGGAAGAUGAAAGAACCUAUCUGUGGCAAGACACUCAAGUUGCAGACAUGGAGCUAUUUAAACAAAGAAAAAUUUCACUCUGGGUCAAGGUUUUGGUUUAUCUAUUUGGAAAUUAUCUAUAG
Heterostelium album PN500 is the source of this 1644-nucleotide messenger RNA. It is a transcript of the gene pgs1, whose product is annotated as CDP-diacylglycerol--glycerol-3-phosphate 3-phosphatidyltransferase. Bases 1 to 1644 code for a protein of 547 amino acids. The transcript has a single exon. NCBI's taxonomy places the organism in Eukaryota, Evosea, Eumycetozoa, Acytosteliales, Acytosteliaceae. Gene Ontology annotation, biological process: cardiolipin biosynthetic process. Gene Ontology annotation, molecular function: CDP-diacylglycerol-glycerol-3-phosphate 3-phosphatidyltransferase activity. The record is from RefSeq and is a predicted model, not a curated record. Gene Ontology annotation, cellular component: mitochondrion.